AUGGCCAAUGGCAUUGAAGAUCUUAUUGGGAUCCCAUUCCCGAACCACAGCAGUGAAGUCUUAUGUGGUUUAAAUGAGCAGCGGCAUGAUGGUCUCCUCUGCGAUGUCAUCCUCAUUGUACAGGACCAGGAGUACCGGACCCAUCGGUCCGUCCUUGCUGCCUGCAGCAAGUACUUCAAAAAACUCUUCACUACUGGCACUUUAACAGACCAGCCCUAUGUUUACGAGAUUGACUUUGUCAAGCCUGAAGCACUUUCUGCCAUCCUUGAGUUUGCCUACACCUCAACCCUCACCAUCACCACCUCAAACGUCAAGCACAUCCUUAGCGCUGCCAAGAUGCUGGAGAUCCAGUGCAUUAUCAACGUAUGCCUUGAAAUCAUGGAGCCUGACAGAGAGGUGGAAGAGGAAGAUGACAAAGAGGACGAAGAUGAUGACGAAGAUGAAGAUGAAGAGGAGGAGGAAGAGGAGGAGGAGGAAGAAGUGGAAGAUUUUGUCAAUCAGGAGAACCUAACCGAUGUCCAAGAAGUAAGCUGUCACCAAAGCCCUUCUAAGUCUGAUCUUACCGAAGAAGCAUACACAGAAGCACCUAAAGACUUUCCAAAUCACUACCCAGCCAAUAACUCCUCUGGACACUUGGGCGUGAUACGAGACUUCUCCAUCGAGUCCUUGCUAAGGGAAAACUUGUACCCUAAGGCGAACAUCCCAGAAAGGAGGCCAGCUCUCUCUCCUUUCACCCCUAGCUUCUUCCCCCAUCUAUGGAACGGCGAUUUUAGCUCCUUCUCCCAGCUCGAGGAGCCACAAGUAGACAACGGCCCCUUGGAUCUGGUGAUCAAAAAGAGGAAGAUUAAGGAAGAGGAGGAGAAGGAAGACCUGCCUCCGCCUCCUUUCCCUAAUGACUUCUUCAAGGACAUAUUUACCAACACCCCAGCAGCUCCCUUAGGGCAUAUUAAGGCAGAGACUGACUACAGUGCUUAUCUCAAUUUCCUAAGUGCUACCCAGUUCGGAGGAGUCUUUCCCCCAUGGCCCCUGGAGGAAGAGAGGAAGAUAAAGCCCAAGGCAUCCCAACAAUGUCCCAUCUGUAACAAAGUCAUCAUGGGAGCUGGCAAGCUGCCCAGGCACAUGAGGACCCACACGGGAGAGAAGCCGUAUAUGUGCAAUAUCUGUGAAGUUCGCUUUACCAG
Messenger RNA from Cariama cristata (Red-legged seriema), 1181 nucleotides. RefSeq names its product zinc finger and BTB domain containing 7C (gene ZBTB7C). The annotation marks the transcript as partial. The record is from RefSeq and is a predicted model, not a curated record. NCBI's taxonomy places the organism in Eukaryota, Metazoa, Chordata, Aves, Cariamiformes, Cariamidae. The transcript has a single exon. Gene Ontology annotation, molecular function: DNA-binding transcription factor activity, RNA polymerase II-specific; RNA polymerase II cis-regulatory region sequence-specific DNA binding; protein binding. Gene Ontology annotation, biological process: regulation of transcription by RNA polymerase II.